Messenger RNA from Spirometra erinaceieuropaei, 1530 nucleotides. NCBI's taxonomy places the organism in Eukaryota, Metazoa, Platyhelminthes, Cestoda, Diphyllobothriidea, Diphyllobothriidae. The record is from the annotation of a GenBank genome assembly.
AUGGACUACGUGCGACUGAACGGUCACUUCACGAACAUCUCCAUCGUCGCUGUGUACGCACCAACUUCGGCUGCUGAACAGCGCGAUAAAGAGGCAUUUUACUCGCAGUCGCAUGCGCUAGUUGAAAGACUGCCUCGCCGCGAUCUGCGGAUUGUUGCUGGCGAUUGGAAUGGUCGAACUGGACCUGGCGACCCCACAACCAGUCAUCAUCUUGACCGCUUUGGGCUUGGUUCCCAAUGUGAAAAUGGUGAGAGAUUGCUGAACUUAGCUGAUCGAAACCGACUGCUUGUCACCAACACAUGCUUCCAGCAUCGCAAAAAACAUCUGCUGAGCUGGUAUUCAAACGACGGUCGUACGGCCAGUCAGAUUGACUACAUACUAGUCAGCUCAAGGUUCCGCAGCUGGGUUCACGACAGCAGAUCGAUGCGUGGUGCCGCCCAUGGGUCGGACCAUGUCCUCGUCCGUACACGCCUGAAAGUUCAUCUCUCAUCCGCGCCAAAAAUGCCACGUCCUAGACGCCUCAAUGUCGCAAAAAUCCGGCAAGCCAGCACUGCUGAGGCCCUAAGCAGCGAAAUCCGGAUCUGUUUUACGACCCGAGCCGACGGAGAAGUCAGUAACCAGUGGGCGUCACUGAAGACAUCAGUCUAUGGGGCAGCUGAGAAAAUCCUUAGAUACACCCAGCGACGCCGCAGUGACUGGAUCAGCGGAAGAACCCUGCAGUUGUCUGCUCAGACGGCCAGAGCCAGGUCCCACAACGAUGACUACUUCCUCCAACUUCGGAAGAUGACGGCAAAAUCGGCCAGGGAUGACCGGAAGCAAUAUUGGGCUGAAAUAGCGACAUCCAUGGAACAGGCCUCGAACGUUGGUGACACUCGAAAGCUCUACCGUCUGAUCCGCCAAGUUAGCGGUAAGCCCUCUACACUGAGUGACUCUGUUCGCGAUGUGAACGGCGGCUUUAUUGCUGACAACUCGGCCAAAGUCCAGCGCUGGCGUGAGCACUUUAAGCACCAUCUCAACUUCGAUACCCAACCUACAUCGCCCUUGCUCUCCUCCUCAGCGGAGUUUCUUCCCUCUCCUACCUAUGCAGUGCCAUGCGAUCCCCCCUCCGAGGAAGAAGUGACCGAUGCCAUACGAAAGUUGCGCAACAAUAAAGCACCCGGAGAGGACGGUAUACCCGCUAAAAUCUUCAAGUCUUGUGUCGACACUCUGGCGCCCUGGCACCAUGAGGUGAUUGAACGAGCGUGGAGAGACGAGGUAGUUCCUGAUGACUGGGGCGUAGGCAUCCUUGUACUUAUCCUCAAGAAGGGAGAUAAGACGAGAUGCGAGAACUACCGCGGCAUAAGUCUCAUCGACGUUGCUGCGAAGAUCUUCGCUGUUGUCCUACUUAGGCGAUUCCAGGCUGUGCGUGACUAUAGGACGACGCCCAACCAAGCCGGAUUUCGUGCUGGACGUGGAUGCGCAGAUCAGAUAUUCUCACUGAGGCGCAUUCUGGAAUUUCGCCAUAGCUACCAACAACCGACGGCCCUCUGA